Lithohypha guttulata is the source of this 2055-nucleotide messenger RNA. RefSeq lists its product as uncharacterized. The coding region runs from base 1 to 2055 and encodes 684 amino acids. The record is from RefSeq and is a predicted model, not a curated record. The transcript has a single exon. Lineage: Eukaryota; Fungi; Ascomycota; Eurotiomycetes; Chaetothyriales; Trichomeriaceae.
AUGGAGAAGCACGAAACUCAGAUUGGCAGCUCAGAAGUCAGACCUGACAGUGAGCAUAGUCAGGCAGCCGUUGUUCCAACUGCUGCAGCAUGGCCAACACAACCAAAGCCUCUGGUUCUUUCGAAAUGGGAGCGGAACUUGUGGUUAGCGUACGACAUCUUUCUCGUAUUUAUGCCAGUUGCUCUGAUUGUGAAAACUGGGUUGGUGAUUCUGGCUUGGAAGCUCGACAGCGGCAAUUCAGGCUCAUAUUUCGACCAAGCUAGUCAGCUCUCCUGGUACUUGGUAAGCUUCAACAGUCAGCUGGUCACUCUCUUCACCAUCAUUUUUGUCACCAUCAUCUCGACAUGCGUGAAGCGAUAUGCACUAUGGAAAGCACAGAAAGGAGCAUACCUCUCAGAACUCGAACAGCUUCAAGGAAGUAUUAGUCUGCCAAGUACCCUCAAGCUCAUCUGGUCUUUACGAUCCUUCAGCACCAUGUCCGCCUGCCUCGUCUGUAUCUGGGCAUUCUACUAUCUGGGUAGUCAGGCUGCCAAGGAGGAGUACGUUGCAAGUAAUUCCGAUGCCAUCAAGGAUCGUUAUGCCUUCGUUCAGCGGCCAGAUGGACCAACGAUUUUCGACUCAGGAGUGAACGACUUUCUCAAUUCUUCUGGUGCUUCGAAUGUCACGUAUGCUACCUACCGAGAUCUGAACUACCGCUUUGCCAAUGCUCUUCUCCUGAAGGGAGAUAUGACUCGGAGACGAGAUGAUCCGACCGCGGGCACAAACGAUGGACCAUUGAUACCAGACCUCGAUUCUGUCAUAGCGGCCCACGAUCCAGGGAGCACAUUGAACAAGGUUGUUACCCAUGUUACAGGCUGGAUCGAUGUGUCUCAGCAGUCCAAGAACCAAUACCUUUACACGAGUCAUCAGGGUGUUUCACCACUUCUAGCAUCUUGGACCCCCAAGAACAAAGACGAUUUAAGUUAUUAUGACCAGCAAAUUCUAGGUUCGUACGAACUUAGCACGAGCUAUCUAUCAGUCGCAUGCUCCGAUCUCGAGGCACUGCCAGUUGACAUGUUCCCCAACGGUACAAGCUAUAACUCUUCUGUCAGUCUCAACGUCACUUCCUAUCGACCUGACGCUCCCCGCGAUGCAGCCGGUCACGCUCUACGAGAGUUUGAAUACUGGUACAGGACGAGUAUGCUCGUGAAUGCUACCGUGGAACGCUUCGAAGGAGGAGGAUUCCAGAUAAUUGGCGGCGUCUCUCAGAAUUUCGCUUUGAGAGGGGUUUGCAAUGUAACGACGAAAAAUAUCGACCUGAAAGUAUCAUGUGUCACGACUGGCUGCUAUCCUCACGCCAUGCGAUGGCACAACAACACAAAUGCCACAGCAGCAACGAGCUACAGCACGCCCUUCGACUCCUUGGAGUUCGGUAACAAUUUUCUCAGCAAUCUGACUUUGUCCACAGGGCCAGCGUUUGACUGGGUCAUGGACGCGCCCUUGGUCUACAACUAUCUUUCUACAAGUGGGACUGGCUUGUACGAUACCUCCGAUCCGAGUGCUUGGAUUGGCACUCCACCUGCUCUAUCAAUGACCCAGGUUUUCAACACCUAUCUUACGCUUUCGCAAUCAAUGAUACAACAAUACAUGCCACAAGACAUCGCUGCCAUCAUGGAAAAAGGCUCAGACGCCGUGAACAUGAAACUGACCGUGGAUGGCGCACCAUUUGUGCGAGCAUACAGAAUCGAUUGGCGUUGGGUUCCCAUCGAUUUCAUUUCCUCAGCCAUUCUUCUCGCAGCUGCCAUCGCUUCUUGGUGGCUACGUACCAAGACUUUGGCACCAGAUAUCUUCGGCUACGUCUCCUCUCUCACGCGAGACAACGAGCAUGUGCCACUACCCACAGAGGGGUCAAUGCUGUCAGGUAUUGAUAGGGCAAGGAUGCUCAAGAACGUCAAGGUCAAGAUUGGGGAUCUAGGAGCCGGACCUUCAACACACGAAGGAAAUGUUGGCAGGAUUGGUCUUGCGCCUGCUGAUGCGAGUGUAUCGGGUCUGAGGCAGGAACGUCUAUAUGUUUAG